AUGGCCGCACUUCUGCAAGUGAUCCCUUGUCAAUACUUGAACAAAAAGGCUACUUUUUCUUCACUUUUACUCAAUAAUGGAAAAUCCUGCAGCUUUUACACAUCGAAUUCCAGUUCGAAGUCCAGUGUCAGCAGGUUCAGGAUCAGAGCUGUGAAGGAAAAAACAGAAGAAAUCAAGAAUAACUCUUCUGCAGAGGAAAUCACACAGAAGUAUGGACUUGAAGCUGGUAUUUGGAAGAUAUUUUCCUCAAAGGGGGAAGAAAAUGAUGAAAACAAAGAAAAAAAGUCAAAAGGAGACCAAGCCAAGGAGCUGCUAGCAAAAUAUGGAGGAGCAUAUUUAGCCACUUCCAUCACUCUCUCCUUGAUAUCAUUUGGGCUAUGUUAUGCUCUAAUCACAGCUGGUGUAGAUGUGCAAACAUUGCUUCAAAAGAUUGGAAUUUCCACUAAUGAAACUGGAGAAAAAGUUGGGGCUUUUGCAUUGGCCUAUGCUGCACACAAGGCUGCUUCUCCAAUUCGAUUUCCUCCCACCGUAGCUCUUACACCUAUCGUUGCUAGUUGGAUUGGAAAGAAAGUUGAUAAAGAGAAUUGA
Fraxinus pennsylvanica is the source of this 588-nucleotide messenger RNA. The record is from the annotation of a GenBank genome assembly. Lineage: Eukaryota; Viridiplantae; Streptophyta; Magnoliopsida; Lamiales; Oleaceae.